CUGACACAAUUGUAAAAAGUAUCGGACAAAAUGCAGGGAACGAUUUUUAUCCUGCUUUUUUCGGCCUGUGCCUUGGCACAGAUUAGACCACCGCCUCCGAUUAAUCCGCUUUCUGGAAAAAAACGGGGGACGUGUCCACUGUCUCGGCUAAACACCACAUGUGAAUGUAAUGAAGCUGAUAGGCGGUGUAAAUGGGACAAAGAAUGUCCAGGAGUACAGAAGUGUUGUUCCUUUGGUUGUGCUUGUAAGACUCGUUGUGUGCUUCCUGUAGGAGUGAGAUUAGGGAAAGUGUGUCUAUACAAUGGAAGAAAAUACAAACAGGGAGAAAAAUUUCCCUCUGAAGACGGGUGUAACACGUGCAUUUGUUCUUCCAUUGGAAAAGCCAUGUGCCCGAGAAUGGCUUGUAUUGGCCAGGACAUAUGUUCCCUACCGAAAGUAGUCGGCCCUUGCCAAGAAGCGUUAGGACGGUGGUGGUAUAACAGAGGAACGAAUCGCUGUGAAAGUUUUACCUACGGCGGGUGUCAGGGAAACAAGAAUAACUUCCAGUCAAUAAGGGAGUGCAACACACGAUGUAGAAAGGGAACAAAUCGCCCCUCUCGUCCCGGCCGUAUUCGCCUUCCCGGCCCUUCACGCCGUAUUCGACUUCCGGGCCCUACACGUCGUAUUCGACUUCCGGGCCCUACACGCCGUAUUCGCCUUCCCGGCCCUUCCCGCCGUACGCGCCGACGACGCCGUAUUUAAAUUGGAUGAAGAUCAUUCCAUUUGGGAUUACGAAAAUGAGGAAAUUUAUUGUACAAGAAGUUAAACCAUAUUUUGCUGUGUUACUGCACUAUUUGAAUAAUAAAGAUAUAAAGUUUAA
Messenger RNA from Saccostrea cuccullata (small rock oyster), 859 nucleotides. Its product is annotated as eppin-like. Gene Ontology annotation, molecular function: serine-type endopeptidase inhibitor activity. Gene Ontology annotation, cellular component: extracellular region. Gene Ontology annotation, biological process: negative regulation of peptidase activity. The record is from RefSeq and is a predicted model, not a curated record. The transcript is spliced from 6 exons. Lineage: Eukaryota; Metazoa; Mollusca; Bivalvia; Ostreida; Ostreidae. The coding region runs from base 31 to 741 and encodes 236 amino acids.